This is a messenger RNA of Lytechinus variegatus (green sea urchin), 7115 nucleotides long. RefSeq names its product puratrophin-1-like. The record is from RefSeq and is a predicted model, not a curated record. Bases 1687 to 6447 code for a protein of 1586 amino acids. NCBI's taxonomy places the organism in Eukaryota, Metazoa, Echinodermata, Echinoidea, Temnopleuroida, Toxopneustidae. The transcript is spliced from 24 exons. Gene Ontology annotation, molecular function: guanyl-nucleotide exchange factor activity.
UUAGGUUAAAGAUCAGUGACAUCAUUCAACCAUGGAAGUGGAUUCUGUUUCAAUAUGAUUCGACCGGGCACCAAGCAGUUGGAGAUUUCAGAUCAUGUGUAGAUGAGUGUAGUGCAGUACUCAAGUCUGGAAUUUGAGACUAACUUACUAGGGGUUGACAGCACAUGUUGUUUAUUGCACUGAUGCCAUUUCACUUCAGAUGAUCAGCUGGGCUGUUCACUGCACAAGCUAGCUGCUUCCCUCAGCAUUCAUCAACCAAGCACAUGGAUCAUAUUUGUUCAGUUUCAUCAUGAAGAUUAGAUAAUUUGAGACCUUGUUCCGAUGCUGCAUCUCUAAUCACCUCACUUCUCAUCAAUUACUUGUUCAGUAUGGACCAAUAACCAACCCGCAAGGAUUUAUCAGCAUAAUUUGAUUCUUCAAGAUGUUCAUCAAGAGAGACAGUGUAUUUGCAUGGUCCCAUACUAGUGAUGAUGGGUAGAUGGAAUACUGAAUAAUUGUGUAAAUUAUGAACUGGAGUAUGACAUGAGUUUGAAAAUGGAAUGAGGAUGAGUACUUGUCUGGAUGUAAUGUUUUAUGAGGAUAAUUUCUUUACAGGAGACUAUACUUCUCCUUUUAUUUUUUGAGAGCUGAACCAAUUCUUUCUGGAGAAUGCAGAAGCUGCAUCCAUCGAUUCUUCCAUGCUGCAUCUUUGUUUAGAGUCUUCCUACCAAGAAGUUCACCACCCACAUCCAGGUCUAUUUACUCCUUGAAUCUGCCAAUGCCCACUUAUAGAUCACAUCACUGUCACUCAUUAGCUGUUUACACUUUGUUUUAUUUAUUCAGAGGCUGAAAUUAUCAACACUUGUUUUCCCUCAUCUGAAAGGAAAGUAAAGUCUUCACACUUUGCCUCCAAAUCUCACAGUUAGUUGCACACUGUUUACUAAACAGUAUUUCCUGAAGUGUUUAGGGCAGGGUAUAAUAAUUUGAAAGAAGAGAGGAAUACCAUUGAAUGGGUCAUUGACUCGCUACAAUUAUUAACUGUUGAUCUAGAGCACCUGGCGACUCUCCCUGUCUCAUCUUUUCUUCUUUUUUUUUUUUUUUAGAGAAAAGUGUCCAUAAAAAUUCCUGGUUACAUAAGACCAUGUAGACCUGUGCAUCGAUAUACUUGCGCUUUUGCAAGAUUUUUUUAUAUUGUGUCUAUUUACAAUUGAAGAAGUUUCAUCAGUAAAAGUCUUGCGUCAAAACUCUGAAUUCUCUCAAGGCAGCGCAGUGAGGUGGGACAGUCGACGACCCCAUCGAAGGACUGGGAGGAGGAAGGAUGCCUCAUGUGUGUGUUCUGUGAAGGGUUAUCUCAUUUGUAGUUAUCGUGGAAGCGGCGUGUUAAUGAAUGAUAACCUGUCUGUAAUGAAAACAAAGGGAGAUUUCCCGUUGUCGCUGUCGACCGCAUGGAAUGAAUCCGAGCUCUGGAAUUACUUCACCAUCUCUCUUACGAGUCGAAUAUUAGUAUAGCAGGCCAGGAAUAGAUUCUCCAAUUCGAUCUUUCUGCCCUUCCUCUGAAACACGAGCAUGCAUUCAAUAAGACAUCUCCUGCAUGCAUGCAUAGUGAGGGACCAGUAGCAGCAGUAGAACAUGAACAUGAAAUUGAAUUCAGUCGGUAGACGGAUGAAACGAUGGAUUUAAGUUGGUAGUAGCAGGUGGAUCGUUACUAUGGAUGGGUUUCAGGGAUGGGUGGGGUUGCUGGUGUACCUAUGCAGAGAUGUAGCUUCGACCUUACUGGUAAUAUCCUGCCUUGGUGCGGUAAUCCUCAAGAUUGCGGAUCCUUUGCUGUACCAUCUUGAGGUCCUCUGGGAUCUAUUACAGCAGUUCCAGGAGUCCCCACCAUCCUACGAUGAGAGGAAUAUGCCAUCCAUUGAAGAUGUCCUCACGGAGUUGUACUACCCGUUUGAAGACAUAGCACCUUACAUGACAGCGCAGAUCUGUGACAUCAUCAAUCGAAGGUUCAAAGGUGACGGGUCAAGGUUCAUGCUGGACUUCCUGUUACCAUGCAGAGAACUCUUGUUGCAUCUCAAAGAAGAAAGUUGGCUGCAGCUGAAGCACAAACCAAGGGAACCAAGCUGGCCUAUUACCCAUUCUAAUCAGAUCCUAGUCCAUCUAUCACAGCUGAACUGGGACCAGUUCCACGUUGGGGACUUCUACAUAUAUGUGCGCUACCAUGGUCCUAAAAAAGUAACUCUAGUCCUAGUAGCAUGCCCUGAGAAAGAAGGGACGCUGACCGAGGUUCCGAUCCCAGCGGAGAUGUUCAGGGAAUUCUUCUCCUACCACGCUCCACAGAGGUUGCUUCUAGGAGAACUUAAGACCAAAGACACAGAGGAUGCUACGGGAUUAAAGACUAUUGUUGUUGCCACGGAUACAGGUAUCAUGAGGCAUCUUUGGCCGGAUGUUUUGAAGCCACAGUUUGAGCUGAAAAGACGGUCAUCAUGGAGGAAGAAGAAAAGGAAAGGAGAGGGCGGUGUGACAUCAGGGGCAAUAACAGCUACAGGUACAGAUCAAGAGACCAAGAUGCCUACCAGGAUGGCAUCUUUCUCAAGAACCAGCAGUGAAUCCAAGAAGAAACCUCCUCCACCAUUCCGUGCCCCUCAGAGUACCUUAGAAGUCAAUUUUGAAGUCCUCCAUUCCGAAGCUAUCAUCCUCACAGGUUCAAGAGACCAAGGUGGUAGGGCAGUCCUGGAGAUGAAAGCCAACAAUCAUGUUUGGUGUAAUCCUGAUGUCACUCUAGAUGAUAUUGUCAAACUCCUCGCCUAUGUCUACUCAAUACCAAGGGAGGAAGUGCGUUGGAGAGGUUUGAGUAUUGCAGUGGAUGCCAGAACAGCUCCCAAAUCCGACGUAGAGAGAGUCACAGAAGCGCUUCAGCUCCUUCAUGAGCAUCAUCCAGGAGCCAUAGAUCAUGUUUAUCUCUUGAUUGGACACAACUCAGUCUUAGCCAGGGUCACCAGGGCAACUAAUACUCAACUCCUCAAGACAAGACUAGAUUAUAAGAUGGACUUGGUACGUUCUGUUGAUAAGCUCUACCAACACAUCCCCAAGGAACAACUGACCAGUACUUUCAGUGGGACCUUCAAGUACACCCAUGAAGAUUGGAUCAGGUUUCGAAUGAGGUUAGAGCCAUUCAUCUGUGGAUGCAAGAGUGCUGCCAAGUUCCUCCUGACGUCAGUAGAUGAGCUUAGUCGAGGAUCUACCAAGGCACCGUCGGAAGAACUCAGAGACACCAUCGAUAGGUUAAAGGUCAAACACGAAGAGGUCUACAAGGAUUCUAGGAUGGCCAGUCUUCACAAGGAGGGGGAUUUCAUCUUGGAAACACUCAAGAAAGAAGAGGGUGCACUAAGACAGACUGAGGAUUUCAGAGAUGCCAUAACCUGUGUAACAACACUCUUUGAGCAAGUGCGCCAGACAUGCAGUCGACUCGAUGAAAUGACUGAAAGGAGACUAGCACACCUUCAGAUGUCGCUGCAUCAACAGAUCUUAGAAGAGGAGUCUAGAAAGGUGAGUGAAUGGGUUAAGAAUGAUGGAAGCAGGAAACUCAAACAGCUUGAUGAGAUGUCGCCAGACUCGCUGAGUUCGGUCAUCAGCAUCCAAAAAGACUUUGAAAAGUUCUACUUCAAUGCUGUGAAACACAUCGGUCGUGGUGAAGAUGUCUUGGAAGAGAUUCAUACCCUAUCAGAACAAACAGGUGGUGGUGAGGGGGGUAGCAACGCACCCCUCAAGACCCCCUCAGUCUCCUGCGCUCUUAAGGACCAGUUGCAUACAUUCAGUCAGAGUCUAGAGAAUAAACGCAAGGAGAUAGAAGAAGCUGUCUGGCUGUACACCAUGCUAGAUAAGGCAUACGAAUGGUCAUUAGGAGGAAUGAAGUUUGUAGCCAUGCUAGGGAUCGAGGAGACAAGUAACCGUGAGAGAUGUCGCGUCCAUCUUUGUACCUUGGAGAAAUACCUACGUGAGAACCCCGUUAUCAGUGACGAUGACUUCAAAAAGAUGCUUGAGCUUGCCCGGACACUUGACAAGGGAAAGUGCGUUCAGCAGGGCGAGUUUGCCCAGCGACGGUGUAAAGAGACACAUGGAAUGAUCCAAAAGAGAAUGGAACAACUCCGCAACAUUUUACGCAACCCACGCUUUGCUCAGCGCAAUUCUUAUACCAAUGGAGAUACUCAGGUUUGCAUUCGAAGGACUCCCACUGAUGUUAUCAAGAGGAAAUCAGCAACGGACUCGCCAAACACGAUUCCUGAGGAAGUCAUCAAACCUGUGACAGCGUCUAAUGUUGCUCAGGAAAUCCUACGUAAAGGACCUAAGACGACGCAAACCAAGCACCAACGGGACUCUAUGCAUAGCAAUGGAUCGGUGGAUUCGGGAAUAUCAGUGAAUGAGAAAGCAACGGAACGAUUAGCAGCUGCGGCCGCGGCGGGUGCCUCGGCGGGUGCUACGACGGGGGCGCAACAGAACAGCACCACCGAAGAUGGGGUUGUGACGCUACGCCAUCCUAGGACAUGUAAAACAAUUGAACCUAUCAGGGAACUAGAACCUAUUCCGGCUGCUAAGAAUGAGGUUAAAAGGACUACAAGUCUGGGACGGUUGGAUGAGGGAUUUGAGGAAAGGGAGGAGGAGUGUGAGAGGGGUGAAGAAACAACGAGUGGAGAUACACCCACGAGCCAGGAAACGCAGAAUACUGAUGGUGCUCCUAAAGAAACAGAAACCAGAGAGAAAGAAGAUUUCUUAUCAGAUGAAGAUCCUGAUCAGAGUCAAUGGUCACCUUUAGAUGCCAACCGUCACAUCAGACGGUCCAUCUGUCUGGCAGACAAUCCUCUCAAACUAGAAGCCGAGACUCUCGCCAAGCAGCAUCCUUGUUACCGUCGGUUACUCCUCAUCAUUGAUGAAGUCAUUCAAACCGAACAGGAUUAUGUUCUUGCUCUCAAAUAUAUUCUAGAGAAUUAUGUUGUUGAGAUGGACCGAGAGGACAUCCCACAGGCCUUGAGGGGUAAGCGGAGUAUUGUCUUUGGUAACCUGGAGAAGAUCUAUCACUUCCAUUCAAGAGUGUUCCUCAGGGAGCUGAAGGGGUGCAUGACCACACCCCUACAGGUUGGACAAUGUUUCCUCAAACACAAACAAGAUUUCAGUAUGUAUGCUCUCUACAACAUGAAUAAACCCAAGUCAGAUAGAUUAUUAGCCGAGUUCGGACAUUUCUUUAGGAGCAAGCAGCGUCGGCUGAGGGAUAGCAUGGAUCUAGCAAGCUACCUACUGAAGCCAGUUCAGAGAUUAGGGAAAUAUGCUCUUCUUCUGCGAGAUCUUAUCAGACAAUGCCGACCGGAAGAUCAGGAACAAAAUCAUCUCAGAGCUGCUGAAGUAAUGAUUGAGUUUCAGAUGAGGCAUGGAAAUGAUCUUCUUGCUAUGGAUUCUCUUCAAGACUGUGAUGUCAAUGUGAGAGAGCAAGGGGAACUACUUAGACAGGCGGAGUUUUUGGUGUAUCGAGGAAUCAGGAAGUGUGUCCGUCAUGUAUUCCUGUUCGAAGAUCUACUCCUGUUUAGUAAACCAAAGAAGACGAGUAAAGGACAUGAUGUAUACCAGUACAAGUUUAGUCUCAAGAUGUCUGACAUUGGUCUGACGGAGAGCAUCGGGGAGACUGGUACUAAGUUUGAGGUUUGGUUCCGAAGGCGUAAAUCAACGGACAAGGCUUACACUCUCCAAGCGAGGUCUGCUCAAAUCAAGAGGGUCUGGACAGCUGAUAUCAGCAGACUACUCUGGCAUCAAGCACUAAGGAGUAAAGAAACUCAUCAGCAUGAGCUUUCAUCACUUGGGUUCUCCAGUAGGCAGACGUUUGAUAUCAAACCAAGUCAAGAUAGGAUCCACGAUAGGGCUGUCAAUCUCAAAGCUCCAAGAUCAAGAAACUCGAUUGCCAUCUCAUCGUUCAGUACGACCAGCAAGCUCUUUGAUGCAUCGACCUUCUCAUCUAUGACUAACCUGAUGACAACUCACACAUCAACCUCAUCAUCCUUCCACUCAUCACCAUCUCGUCGCUUCUCUCUUGCUGGUUCCAUGUCUCUAGCAAACUACAACAUCCCGGAGCUGGGCGAGAGUGGUAUCGACUUCCCGCCCCCUCAGAGACCUACCGCAGCCAUAAGUCCCACCAACACGCUCCAAGGCACGGACAGCAGCGGUGACAGCAGUGCGUUCAGCGGGGACAACGUAGGACCGGUAUCGCCUACCGGUGUCACCAUGAGGCACGGUGAUCCGAGGGGCAGGAAUCCCUUCGUCAGGAGUGUCCCCUCCCCGAGGAGCUCUCAGAUUUAUCAAGAGACUAUGUUUACAUCUGAAGUAAGGACGAUGAGCGUCAGUUCACUUCAUUCCGAGGCUGCUACCGUGGAAACCGUCUCAAGUCAGAGGAGAUCACAGAGGAGGAGUAAUCAGUUUGUCACGGCUGUAUGAGAAAAUGAUGAGGAAUCCCGAACUGCAAUGCCGUUUCUGUUCUUCUGAAGCUGGUGGCGGUUCUAUUCUGCAUUACUGAUAAAGAAGGAAAGCAUGAGGCCCACAGGACGCCCUCUAUGUUCAAGUUGGUUUCUCUCAGCAGCAUGGAUCUGACAUUGGUCUUGUUAUUCUCGUUGAACACUACAUCUUGUAUGGUUUGAUGAAAGUGGAUUUUUAUUAUCUAAUGAUGCAGCAUCUCUUGAAGGUGAUUUUAAACUUGUAAACUACUUUCAUAAAAGAUCUUGUCAUUUCCUCAGAAUAUUUAUUCAGAUUUUUACCUGAGAUAUGGUUUCGGAAUGGCUUUUCAUAGCUUCUAAUGCUGCUUUUGUAGCUUUCCAUAUAUCAUGUGCUGCUGUCUCUUUGCAAACUUUUGAAUAUUUUUUUAUGUUGCUGGCUCCUAGUCUCCCGACUUCUUUGAGGAGGUCAUGGGAUUUUUAUCUGAUAAUGUAUCCAUUCAACUCAUUAAUGCUUGAUAUGUUUUAAUAACUCUGUACUAGAAUGUAGUAGUUUAUUUUAUGUUUCCCAGUUGGCUGGUUGAUAUAGCCCAUAGUCUAGGUGGAGGCUGUAGCUACAUGUAUUGUCUUUGCUGCUACACUUUAUAUAAGUGAUCGGUCUGAUGUGGCGAGACU